Molecule: messenger RNA, 1131 nt
Organism: Colletotrichum higginsianum IMI 349063
Lineage: Eukaryota; Fungi; Ascomycota; Sordariomycetes; Glomerellales; Glomerellaceae
Product: 2OG-Fe(II) oxygenase
Exons: 1
Coding region: 1-1131 (376 amino acids)
Molecular function (GO): dioxygenase activity
Source: RefSeq, a predicted model, not a curated record
AUGAGCACCGCUGCUGUUGUGUCUGAGCCGGGGACUACUCUCCUUCGCUUCGCAUCAGGGAACGGGACGGUUACGCGCCGCAUCCUAACAACUCCUCUCCGUGAUGCCCUGCCCGCUGAGAUCCCCAUCAUCGACAUCUCACUCGCCUUCAGCCCCGAGCUUGCGGAUCGAAAGAUAGUUGCACAUCAGAUCCGAGAAGCUGCAACAACCUCUGGCUUUUUCUACCUGGACAACCAUGGGAUUGACCCGUCCAUCACCGCCUCCGCACAUACAGCAUGUCUGGACUAUUUCCGUCAGGGCGAGGAGGCCAAAAUGCAAUCCUGGGUGGGCAAGAGUCGUUACUUCAAUGGGUACAAGCCGCCUGGAUCCCAGCGCAUCAACAAGUCAGAGAGUGUCGACAACCGCGAGUCGUUCAGCUGGACCUAUGACCCCCGCUACGACACCGACAUCACGGAUGUGGGAGCUAUCCCAGAACGGGUGAGGAGGUUCCUCAGGAUGGAGGACUUCCACUGGGACGGGACCUCCAACAUGCCUCAUUUCAAAAAGGCCAUCAUUCGGUACUGGCAAUCCUGUCUGAAGCUCGCGCGUGUGUUGGUCCGCGCUUUUGCGUUGUCUCUCGAGCUGCCAGAGGACUUUUUCGAUGCCAAGUUUGCGUAUCCUGACGCCGCUUUGGCGCUGAACUAUUACCCCCCAUUGCCCAAGCCUGCGGGCAAUGCCGAGUCAGACACGAACACCCAGGUCUCGAUAGGGUCGCACACGGACUUCCAGCUCUUCACCAUUCUGUGGCAGGACGCCGUCGGGGGGCUGCAGGUAUUGAACCGCCAGGGACAAUGGAUCCGGGCGGCACCGAUCCCAGGGACAUUCGUUGUCAACAUCGCCGACUACCUACAGCGCAUCACGAACGAUCUCUACGUCAGUACCGUCCAUCGCGCACAAAAUCUGAGCGGCGAAGAGCGCAUCAGCAUGCCUUUCUUCUUCGGCUUCGGCCUCCAUGAGAGUUGCGGCGUCCUCGAGACUUGUGUCGAGGAUGGCGAGAGGCCCAAGUACGAUGAAAUCGGUUGCGAGGAAUGGGUGCAGAGGAGAGCGAGGGCGAUGCACAAAGUCGAAUCGGAUGACGAGAGCGAGAGAUAG